Messenger RNA from Perca fluviatilis (European perch), 1213 nucleotides. Its product is annotated as CD63 antigen-like. Gene Ontology annotation, cellular component: membrane. NCBI's taxonomy places the organism in Eukaryota, Metazoa, Chordata, Actinopteri, Perciformes, Percidae. The record is from RefSeq and is a predicted model, not a curated record. Bases 69 to 797 code for a protein of 242 amino acids. The transcript has 7 exons.
GCUCACUCUCUUGCUCAUUUUUUUUUAUACAGUAAAAAACUUGGAUUUGCCUACAACAAGUCCUGAAAAUGUGCUCAUUUUGCAGUGUAAAAUGUUGCUUCAUUUUCUUCAAUUUGCUCUUUUUGGCAUCUGGAGUUACUCUCAUCAUUAUCGGAGUACAGCAACACUUGACUUACUCACAGAUGGGAUCUUUUGCAGGGAGCGGCCUGUCUAAAAUCGCUAUAGUCCUCAUUGCAGUGGGUGUCACCAUAGUCCUCAUCUCCCUCUUGGGCCAUUUGGGGGCAUUCUUUGAUAACUAUUCUAUGGUGGCUUGUUUCAUCUGCAUCCUGAUCAUCAUUAUCAUUUUGGAGAUACUCUCAGGGGCUAUCUUUUACGUAUUUCGCAGCAGGACUGUCCUCCUAAAGAGUGCCAAAAAUGCUAUCGACUACCACAGCAAAGCACGAAAGGUGAUCCAUGAAUACAGCCCGGAGAAGAGACACACCAUAGACCGAAUCCAGGAAAAGUUCAGAUGCUGUGGCGCAGACGGCCCCACUGACUGGUCCAGCAGUGUGGGCUGGGAGAACCAUGAUGCCGUGCCAGAUUCCUGCUGCGUGGAGAAGAGUCAGGGUUGUGGACAGAACAAGGAUAAAGUACACACAAAGGGUUGUAUCGCGGCCAUCAGGAUCUUCCUGUUGAAAAACCUGGUGUGGGUCGGUGCUGUCUGCAUUGCUCUUGGUGUCGGAGAGGUUUUCGGAGUAGUUGUCGGGGUGUGCUUGUGUAUAAUCUUAAAACAAAAAAACUAUGAAAACAUAAGAUGAUGCAUCUCAUGCGCUCCCUCGUCACGGCCAAGCACAGCCGACUUCCUACAUCACUGACAUAUUUGAUCUAUUUUAUUUGCUUUUCAAGUGUAUUCAAUUGUUAAACAAAAGUUGUAAUGUACUACCUGUGAGUGCAAAAAAUCAAUAAAGAAAUUGUAAAAAAAAAAGAAAGAAUAUAAAGUGACAUAAAGAUUAAACAUGUAGUUUACAUGAACAUGUCAUUGAUAUGUUUAAAAACAACUAAAAGGUACCUUAUUGCUACUUUCAUGCUUGCCAACUGUGACUAUUUCAACAAGUUAUCUGACAAAUGGAAAUCUUUUAGUCUAUUAUGGUCUAUGUCAUUGAAACAACUGUUAUAAUAGUCUCAUGUUUACAUUUCAUGCUGAAUAUUUUCAAUAAAUGUAUGAUACAUUCUG